ACUAACAAAGGGGAUGAGCUCUCGAACCGCAUCCAGAAUACGCUGGGCAACUAUGAUGAAAUGAAAGACUUGUUAACUGACCGAUCAAACCAGAGCCACCUUGUUGGUGUUCCAAAACCUGGGCUUCCUCAGACGUCUCUCCCCAAGCCUGAUGAACAUCUUAUUGCAGACUCAAGACCGCUGCCUCCUCCUCCUCCCCUUUCCAGCACUACUUCUUCCACACCAGCAGCCCUACCUGCACAGCAGAGCAAAAGUGCCACGAUGGGUUGGCAGAAGGCCGGGCACAAUGCCGCUUCAGAUGGCCAGCAGAGAGCGAGCAAGCACGGACACCGGUCGCUGGAGUCACACAAGGGUGACUUCAAACUGGCGAACCAAAAAUCCAGUCUGGAGAAACUAAAACGCUAUGCAUCGAGUCCCACUUCUUCCUCCUCCUCCUCCUCCAACACUGCCCAGCAAAGCUCACUGAGGGCCACACUAGGAGACAACGUCAACAGAGUGCAGCAGCCAGCAAAGCUCAGUUGUAGCUCGGAAGGAGGAGCUCAAGCGCAAGAGAGGCCAGCAAAGCACGGUGGCGGGCACUGCGUCCAAAACUUCCCCCCCUCUCUUGCUUCGAAGCCCAGUCUGGUUCAGCCGAAACCGACAGCUUAUGUCACGCCAAUGGACGGUCAAGACCAGGCUCCUGAUGAGUCUCCAAAGCUGAAGUUACCAGCAGAGACGACCAAGUCGUAUAGGGGAGUGCCUUCUAACAAGCCUGAUUCGGCCAGGACCAAGUCAAAGAUAGCCAAGUUCAGCAUUCCUAAGCAAGAAGAGUGGUCCGGGCUGAGGAACCAGCUGGAAAUGAUGUGGGAGGCUGGGGCAGAGGACAUCCUGUCCCCAGACCAAGGCCGGGCACGCUUGCGGCUGGCCCCUGGCCCUGAGCAAGCACAGCCAGGGCGCAUCGACGUCAAAGCAGAGAGCAAAACUGAAGAGACCGAGCUCCCAAUUCUCUGCUCAGGUUUCGAUCUUGGCACGGCAGAUGAGGCUCAGUCCUCGGAGGAGGGAGAGCAGCUUGGCACCGACAUCACUGCUGCCCCUCUGCCAGUGCGCAGGGGUGACGCUCUGCCACGUGUGCCAGUCCCUGCUCGCCUGCCUCUUCUUGCUGUCGGGUUUCAGGGGGUGUUCACACCUCAGGAGUGA
Molecule: messenger RNA, 1176 nt
Organism: Balearica regulorum gibbericeps (East African grey crowned-crane)
Lineage: Eukaryota; Metazoa; Chordata; Aves; Gruiformes; Gruidae
Source: RefSeq, a predicted model, not a curated record